AUGGCCGUUCAAGGAGAUGACGAAGUGUGGCGGAGACUUGCCAACGAGAUCGCCCGGGGUGCAGAGUACGACUCCAACGAGCGCCGUCCCUUUUCCCGAUGUCUUCCGGGCACCCGUGUUGAGCUCUUGACGAGGCUGGACGAUUCCUUAGCACAGCAGGAUAACAGGUUCGUUUGGCUCUUCGGAGGGUCAGGCUCGGGCAAAUCCAGUGUCGCCUACUCCACCGCGGACCAUCUUCGCAGCACUGGCCGCUUAGCGACGACUUUUUUCUUCUCGCGCAAGGAUGUCUCCAGAAGCAACACAGAUCGUGUCUUUCUUACGCUGGCGUACCAAAUUGGCCUCCUUCACGAUUGCGCCCGGGAGGCUAUCGUCAAGGCCAUUCGGCGCGACCCUGAUAUACUCUCGCCCCAGAAAUCGCGUCGCGAUCAGUUUGAAAAGCUGGUCGCUGAGCCGCUGAGAGAACUUCAGUUUAUGUGGUCGACAAAUAGGGUAAUGGUCUUUGACGCCGCCGAUGAAGUGGAGAUGAGCUACGGCGAGCAACUCCGAGAUCUGAUCGGCAUGCUGGCCGAGCUUCUCCGCGAUCCCACCAUCCCUAUUUCCAGUAUCCUCUGUACGAGUAGAAUCUCUUCGCACUUGCAGGCCCUCACAAGACACCAAAGCAUUAUCAAUCUCAUGGCACCUCUUUACGUCGAGUCUUUUCAUGCUACUGAGGACAUUAGGCUUUAUCUUCGCCACACCUUCCACGGCAUAUACCAGUUGCGCGACCUCGAAUUCGCACAUUCUCUCCCUUGGCCCGCUGAAGACAUUAUCAACACGCUAGUGAAUCAAAUACAAGGGCAGUUUAUUGUUGCUGCGACGGUCUGUCGACUUGUUCACGACGCACCAGAUCCUACCGACUGCUUGAACGUCGUAUCCAGCAUGUACAGGGGCGUUAUGAACCCGCUCGAUCUGACACUGGGCAGCAUCGACUCAGUCUAUCGCUACAUCAUCAACAGCUGCGAACUUCAGGAUCAGCAACUUGGUGUUGAGUGCCUAGCAGACGUCAUUGCUCUUGCGAGUCCUCUAUCACUAUCCAACAUCUGUAGAUUGUUCGCUGGCGAUGUUCGAAAGCGUGUUGCCCAUUUUUCAGCCAUCAUCUUUAUUCCGUCCAUGGAGUCUUCGAGCUCUGUUCAAAUAUACCACACUUCCCUACGCGACUAUCUCUCAACUAGCUCUCGAUCCAAGAACUUUCAUGUUGAUCCAGCUGAGUCGCAUCGUCGUCUGGCAGGCCUAUGCCUGAAACUCAUGUGGAGAGAGCUGAAGAAAGAUAUGUGCGGGCUGGAGGAUCCAUCCAAACUACAUGUGGAGAUACCCGAUUUCGAGCGCAAACGCGAUGAGGCAAUCUCCGGCGCCUUGCGCUACGCUUGUCUCUAUUGGCCAUAUCACCUGCAAAGAAUGGCCCCUAGCUCCGAGAACCAAGCUCUUGUGGCCCGAUUCUUACAUGAACAGUUGCCCUUCUUUCUAGAAGCUUUAUCUGUGGGUGGUUUCAACGUGGGAUCCCUCCGAUGAACGGGAUAUUAUGACCGAAAUGUUAUAUGAUGCUUGGAGAAUGACUUCGCAGUUCUUCGAACCUAUCAGGGAUUCAGCUCUACAUGUUUACGAGUCUGCACUUCCCAUGUGCCCCAUCAAUACUCGGAUUAGGCGCACGUAUCAGGAAAUUUGCACAGGCGGUCCAGUGGUCGUCAAGCACAACCUCGAUGAUAACUGGGGCAGUGUCUUUUGCACAAUAUUCAGACAUGGCAUCGUCGAUCAGUGCAAAAUCUCUCCCAACGGUAACUUGCUAGCUACAGUAUCUGGGUCUGCCCGUGACGUCCACCUUUGGGACCCCGCCACAGGUCUCUGCGUCGGCUCCUACCCUGAGUAUACAUACGACUGCAUUGAAGAUAUUGCAUUCUCUCACGCCGAGUCAAUAUUGGCAUGCUCUUAUAGCGGAGGUGCAAUGAGCUUAUGGGAGCUCCAUUCGAACAAUACUAUAGGUCUCUCAGAUGGUAUUACUUCGUUUCCUGGGCCCGGAACUCGAAGCAGAUGUGCAUUUUCUCCCAACGACCUCCUUCUCGCACACGGGGUCAAUGACUACUUUGGUGAACCAACCAUCU
This is a messenger RNA of Coniophora puteana RWD-64-598 SS2, 2135 nucleotides long. RefSeq lists its product as uncharacterized. The record is from RefSeq and is a predicted model, not a curated record. The coding region runs from base 1 to 1548 and encodes 515 amino acids. NCBI's taxonomy places the organism in Eukaryota, Fungi, Basidiomycota, Agaricomycetes, Boletales, Coniophoraceae. The transcript has 4 exons.